AACUCUAUUUACUGUUAUUUCCGGAUGCGCGUAGACCUGUUUGUGACGAUGGAGAACUUCAAGUUCUAUUACUACUAGCUUAUCUUAGUUAUUAAUUGUCUUGGCUUUAUGUUGUUGAUCGACUCCAGGCCACCAUGGACAAAGGUGUAGAUAGUAAAGGACGCCACGAGGAAGUGGAACAGUUAAAAGAUCUAGUCAGAAAGUUGGAGAUACAAAAUAAAGAGCUGCGCAAGAAUCGAGAACGAAGUAGAAAUGGCUGCAUAGAAAAUCACAACGAAAGUGGAAGUGACCUUUGCAAUGAUAGUGUUAAUGCUAACGAAACUUUGGAAGACAGCGGAAGUGAGCAUGGAGAAUGUGAUAUAAGUUUAGACACUGUAGAUCUGCUCGAUGUUGGCUCUGAUGAUUGCACGGACGAAGAAGAUUCAUGGUUAUUUGAGUCGCCAAAGCAACCAACGCCGCAGCAAAAAGCUGUCAGUCCAUACAAGUGGAUACGAAAGGAUUACGAUGAGGAUCCCAAUCCAGAUCUACAGUUUACACGCAAACGACUCGUUUAUAAACUUGAUGAAAUUAUACUAAGCAGUCCGCUUUCGCCGAUGGUGCGCGGCGGCUCGCCUGGCAAGGGCAUCGCGAGCUACAGCAGUGUCAGUGACCUUCGCCUGCACCAACACGGUCGCGUCGACGCGUCCCCGACUGUCCCCUACAUCCCUCGCAGCGCGAGCUUCUCCGGCGGGCCGCCAUUGCUGCAGCAGCGAGGACCCGCGACGACGUACGCGCUGAGGCGAGGCCCGGCGGGGGUUUUGGGCGACGACUCGUCCACGUCGACGGACGAGGACGUGUACAUGGCGGCGAGCGUGCAGUCGCCGCGGCGACGCUGCGAGGGCAGCCUCGACGCGACGUCUCGUCCGUACCGUGUGCCAAGAAACGCCGCCGCCCACUCAUCGUCCAGCCACCAGAGGGCGCGUUCGCCGCCGUCGUCGCAGGCGCCGAGGCCGCGGAAUGGGCAGCCGCGCGCCGCGUCCGCCGACGUACCGGGGCGGCACGCGGUGGCGCCCCCUGCGGAGCGUCACAGCGACUCGAAUGCGGCCAUGCGUGCGGCGGAGGAUUAUUCGCCGAUGUCGGCAUCGGAUUCGAGUCCUGAGAGCGAUUCGUAUUCACAGCAGGUGCAUGGCUCUCUGCAUCAAGGUUUGAGGCAAAGCUUCUCGGCGACGCGACGAGGAUCGGCGUCGACCGACUCCAUGCACGGGACUCCCGGCCAGGGGUCGCCGCUCCCGGUCGCGCCCCCUCAGAACGGCUACAGUAGGGUGCACACCGCAGACCAGACAGCGCCGCCCCGCCGCAGCAUACCCAGUCCGUCGCGUAGCCAGCAGGCCCACAGAGUGCAGCAGUACAACGCGCUCUCACAGGAGCAGCGGCGGUUUGGCAGUGAUUCGCGGCUGCAGCAGAGCAUGUUGCGGGCGGACGGACGCACUGGUAGCGACUCGACGCUGCAGCAUUUCGCACAGGAUAAUAAAGGUGGCAAGGCUGCGAAGGUUAGUCCACCGCGACCGUCCCUAUCACAGCAGAGAGUGCAGCAGCCACAGCGAUCCAUACCUGUCCCCAAGAUGAGUCCUGCUUCCAAGCUAGCCGUCCAUGUUAGCCGGAUCGGAAAUCCUCGAAAUUGAUGCUAAGAAGAUGUUGCAUGGUCCAGCCUACCUACGUAUACGUCAGCACGGCCAAGCCUUGCUGUGGUUCAUCGUGGUCAGUCGUCCAUGGACGGAGGAGGAUGGCAAGAUGGAUGCUUCUAAAUCAGAUCUCCUGUCCGAAGUAGUGAGCCAUUAAGGCUGUAGCCUGGUGAACUGGUAAACCUGUGCGCUGGUAAACUGGGUGUUUGCCAGUAGCAUGCAGUGGUUGUUUUCUUCUCAAUGGCUGGCAAUCCUUGAUUUGAGCAUACCUCUAUUGAAGAGAAGUCACACAACAUAUAUGUAUAUAUAACUGAACCUGAUGGUAGUGGUUCAAAUGGUGGGUAGGAGCAAAAUGCAGCUAUCAGUGUUUUGGGGAAUGGCCACUGUAGGUAGACACCAGCAGGGGGCAGCACUUUAUACUAGCUUCUAUUGAAUCUAUUGUUUUUAUGCAUUGCAGCGAGGGUAUGAAGAGAGAGUUCUUUCCUUACUUUCUAAACGUUAUCAGUGGUCAGUGAACCUUAUAUCGCGAAAAAUGUCAGAUGAGAUAAUGCCCUAUUAGAAAAUAUAUACGUGAAACCCGAUUCGAUAGACAAGCAUGAUUCCAUGUGUGAACUUCACUGGCCAUUGAGUUUUCGCAAUACUAAUAACGCAUUCUCUCGCUGUUCUCCUGUGAGACAUUGCGUGUGCUAAUGACGAGUAGAGAAUAAGCUACAAAGUGUUUGCACAAUCACAUUAUCUUGUGGUUAUUGCCUUCUUUUGAUACCGUUCUAUGUGCCACAUACUGCAGGGGUAGAAAUUAACUUUUUUUUCUCAACGGACUUCCUACCCUGUAAAAGAGGGAGUCCGCAUCAAAAUGAGGGAGUGUGCAGUUUAAAGUUCAAAAUUAAAGAUAUUAACAAUAACGCAUGUGCUUAUUUUGAAGAUUCAUGCGGUUGCACGUCUGCCAAA
This is a messenger RNA of Priapulus caudatus, 2609 nucleotides long. RefSeq names its product SLAIN motif-containing protein 1-like. Bases 135 to 1661 code for a protein of 508 amino acids. Lineage: Eukaryota; Metazoa; Priapulida; Priapulimorpha; Priapulimorphida; Priapulidae. Gene Ontology annotation, cellular component: microtubule plus-end. The record is from RefSeq and is a predicted model, not a curated record. Gene Ontology annotation, biological process: microtubule nucleation; cytoplasmic microtubule organization; positive regulation of microtubule polymerization. The transcript is spliced from 8 exons.